AUGAGAGUAGUCUUCUUUAGCAACAAGUUUCCGGCGUUUGACCUACGGGAUCUCUCCCAGAGACUCCGUUUCGUCUCUCGAUCACGGAGUCAUGGACUCCUGAGACGUUUUCUGGAAGAGGCGACCAUUGUCGCCCACGAAGAGAUUCGGCGACUCCCACCAGAACUAAGGACUCUCAUUCCUCCAUUUCAUUCAAUCCUGGAUCUUGUUGAUUCAUUCGACUGGCAUGGAGGACCAUUAACCGCAGUUUUCGAGUGCGCUUUUACCUGUUUAUUUCAUCUCUCUCUCUUCCUUGGGAGCUACGAGCGCAACCCGCAGGAGUUCAACUUCUGCAAUUCAACCUUCACUGGUUUAGGGUUAGGUCUGUUGGCUGCUGCAGGUAUUGCUGCAUCUCAAACGCUAUUAGACGUUCCUCAAACAGCAGCCGAAGCUGUUCGGAUUGCUAUGAGAACAGGCUAUCUGCUGUACCAGAAGCAGCAGGAGAUUGAGCCGCAGGAACUAGACGCUCCGCCAAAAAGCUGGUCAGUGAUUGAUGCCUCAACCACGGGCAGGCUCUAUAUCAGUGUUGUCGAACCAGAUGGCAGUCUGUUUGUGAAUGGGCCACCGUCCAUGCUGGCAAAGAUAUUUGGAAAGACGGGGGAAUUGGCAUCGGCACGCCACGCCGCUUUGCCAGUGUAUGGAGGCCCUUGCCAUGCAGCUCAUCUCUACGAUCGUGCUGAUAGUUCCCGCAUAGCUGAAACAGUCAACCCCCAAAUUGCCAAUCGGAGAGUUCCUGGCACUGUGCGCUUGCUCUCCAUGGUUGAUGGGAAGCCACUGGGCUCUCAGACUGUACGUGAGCUAUUUGAGUCUGCCAUAUAUUGCCUCCUGGCAGGCACCAUUCAGUGGGGAAAUGUUGCCGAAGCUGUUUUCUCGUCUUCGGAGUGGAACGACAAAGCUCACCUCCGUCUGGAGUCAGUCUUCCAGUCUUGUCCAGUUGUGAACACCCUGAUAUCCCGUGCCCAGGCUACCUAUCCACACUGUACUGUCGAUUUUCGAGAGCACUUGCAAUGGGUGUUCAUGGAAGAGAACCAACCUACCAACCCCACCAGCACGGACGUCGCAGUGGUUGGUAUGUCCUGCCGACUGCCUGGCGGUGCCAACGACUUGGCCGAAUUCUGGGAACUUCUGGUGGAGGGGCGCGACGUGCACAAGAAGAUCCCGGCCGAUCGCUACGAUGUAGAAACACAUACGGACAUCACCGGAAAGCGCCAGAAUACCAGCCACACCCCAUUUGGGUGCUUUAUAGACAACCCCGGGCUCUUCGACAAUGGAUUCUUCGGAAUGUCUCCCCGGGAAGCCGGCCAAACGGAUCCAGCCCAUCGCUUGGCACUUCUGACUGCCUACGAAGCGCUGGAGCAGUCUGGAUUCGUCCCUAAUCGGACACCAUCUACGAUGGCCACUCGAGUGGGUACAUACUAUGGCCAUUGUUCGGACGAUUACCGGGAGGCCAAUGCCGGGCAGGAUAUAGACACCUAUUUUAUUCCAGGCAACUACCGUGCCUUUGCUCCCGGUCGUAUCAGCUACUUCUUCAAAUUCUCCGGUCCGAGCUACAGUGUCGACACAGCGUGCUCGGCCAGUUUGGCUGCAAUCCAAAUUGCAUGUUCGGCCUUGAUACGUGAGGAGACGGACACUGUGGUUGCUGGAGGAUUAAAUUUGUUGACGGGCUCUGACAGCUUUGCCGGCCUCAGUCGUGGCUAUUUUCUCUCCAAAACUGGAAGCUGUAAAGUCUUCGAUGAUGGAGCGGAUGGCUAUUGCAGAGCAGACGGCAUCGUGUCAAUCGUGAUGAAGCGUCUAUCAGAUGCUCAGGCCGAUAAUGAUAAUAUUCUCGGUGUGAUCCGAGCCUCUGCCACAAACCAUGCGGGGAAUGCAAGCUCCAUAACCCAUCCUCAUGCGCCUACACAGGAGCAUCUCUUUUCGCAGGUCUUGAACGAGGCAAAUGUCAAUGCACUGGAUGUGGAUGUGAUUGAGAUGCAUGGCACGGGGACGCAGGCAGGCGACACUACCGAGAUCGAAUCUGUCACAAAUGUUUUCUGCCCAGGCUUAAAGAGACGCUCGCACCCAUUGUAUGUUAGCUCCGUCAAGGCAAAUGUGGGCCAUGGAGAGGCAGCUGCGGGUAUUACAGCGCUAGUCAAAACGCUGCUGAUGUUCCAGAAGGGUGCGAUUCCGAAACAUGUUGGGAUCAAAACAGCGAUCAACAAGCAAUUUCGCGAUCUUGGGACGUUGAAUGUACAGAUCCCUUUGGAAACUGUUUCUUGGGCCUAUGACAAACACCGAAGGCGAUACGCACUGGUCAACAACUUCAGCGCUGCAGGGGGAAGCACAUGUUUGCUGCUCCAGGAACCUCCUGUGAGGAGUACGCCGCAAGCAUGUCCCCAUCCAACCCUUCCCGUUGCCGUUUCGGCGAAAAGUAAAGUGUCUCUUAAGGGCAACAUCCGGAGCUUGAUUACAUACCUUCAGCAGAACCCAUCAUCGCACCUUCCCAGUCUGUCGUAUACCACUACGGCAAGGCGGAUGCACCAUAGAUACCGCGUCAUCGUCAACGGGGGAUCUCCCCAGGAACUGACCCGCCGCCUUCAGACAUGUCUCGAUGAGGUGGAAUUACGGAGACCAGUUCAGAAGCGACCAUCGGUUGCCUUUGUCUUUUCCGGGCAAGGGUCGUUCUAUACAGGCGUUGGCCGACAACUAUACGAAGAAUACCCUUCAUAUCAAGAGACGAUCCAGCGCCUGGAUAGGUUAUGUCUUCUCCACGGUUUCCCCUCGAUCAUCCCACUCAUCCUAAGCCAAGACCAAGACACCACCGCGGCCACGCCUCUAAUGACGCAAUUAUUGACAACAUGUGUACAGAUUGCGCUGACUGACUUGUGGCGUAUGCUUGGGGUGAAGCCUGAUGUAGUCAUCGGGGCAAGCCUGGGAGAGUACGCUGCAUUGCAUGCUGCUGGUGUAUUGUCUGCCAGCGAUGCUAUCUUUCUGGUGGGCAGACGAGCUCUGCUUUUGCAGGAGCUGUGUACCAUAGGCACACACAGCAUGGUUACAGUACGAGCAUCUGUCGAUGAGAUUUGCGAGUGCAUACCGCUUGGGAAAGAGUACGAGGUGGCUUGUAUUAACGCGCAGCGUAAUGUCACCAUUGCCGGACCCGUCGAACACAUGGACGAUAUCCAGGCGUCUCUGGAGUCGAAUGGGUAUAAUACCACCAAACUCAACGUCCCCUUUGCCUUCCACUCAGCUCAUGUGGAACCAAUCCUCCAGCGUUUUGGUGAGAUUUCCCGAACAGUUACAUUCCACUCGCCGAAGGCGUCAGUCCUUUCGCCCUUAUUAGCAGACAUUGUCACUAGCAGAGACAUCUUCGCCGACUCAUAUCUGGAACGGGCGACACGGGCAACUGUAAGGUUUGCUGCGGCACUUGAAAGGGCGCAGGAGGCGGGAAUUAUACAUGCCAAUACUGCCUUUAUUGAAAUUGGAGUCCACCAAACCUACAGCAAUGCUGUACGAGCAACUAUACGGGAUAUGACAUGCAUGGUCCCCAGCAUGAGGUCAGAUCAGAGUAACUGGAGCACAUUUGCAGCUGCCAUGUCUGCAUUGCACGAAGUUGGGGUUGAGAUCGACUGGAAUGAAUGGUAUCGACCAUUUGAGCCAAAUUUACGCUUGCUGACCCUCCCGUCGUACCAAUGGGAUAUGAAAAAUCACUGGAUCCAAUACAACGGCAAUUGGCUGCUACUCAAAGACAAAGGACUCAGGACACAAGAUGGUGGUGCCCUAGCUCCAGUGACUCCAGCUUUCCAAACUCCUCUCUUGCACCAAAUUCUCGAAGAGUCGUCAACAGAGAAUGGCCACACCGUUUUAAUGCAGUCUAACAUUAUGGAAGACCGACUCUUGAAGAUAAUAUCUGGACACAAAAUGUGUGGACGACCAGUAAUGUCUGUGUUCGCAUAUCCUGAUAUGGCGUUAUCCCUGGCCAAUUACAUAUAUACCAAACACCAACCUCAGGUUGAUCUUCCGUCAAUGGAAUUUUGCAACGUACAGAUUCUUCAGGGUUUAGUUGCCAAAAAAAGCCAAGCGAAACCCCAGUGGUUACGGGUGCGCGCAGAUGCGGACCUGAAGAAUCUUUCGGUCCGAAUGUCCUUUGAGCACGCCCUGGAGGACGGCCAUGGCUCCCGCGAAACCUUAGCUACGGGAGUGGUUACGUAUGGAGACAGCCAAAUCUGGUCGGACGAAUGGGAUACCCAAACUGAGUUACUCUUAAGCAGAAUUGAGGUGUUGUAUCGAUUGGCCCAGGAGGGACAAGCCAGUCGCCUGUCUGGCAACCUGGUCUAUACUCUCUUCAAAACGCUUGUCGAUUACUCCGAGAAAUACCGGGGAAUCCAGUCUGUGGUACUGCACCACCUGGAAGGGGUGGCCGAGGUAUCCCUUCCGCCUGGCGAGGAUGGAUGGACGGCAGCUCCCAACUAUAUCGACAGCGUUUCUCAUGUGGCAGGCUUUAUCUUGAACGGGAGCAACGCACUCGACGACCACGAUACUGUCUACGUCAUGGAUGGUUGGAAGUCGAUGAAAUUUAGCCAGCCAUUGGUCCCCGGAGCACGAUACCAAUCGUACACCAGUCUGAAACCGGCAAAAGAAAAACAUGGUUUCUACAUAAGCGACGUCUUUGUGGUUCGAGAUGGGCAAAUUGUUGGCCAAAUUCGAGGUAUGACGAUGCGUCCACUGCCUCGGAUUCUGCUGCGCCGGUUUUUCGAUCCACCUGAGGAAAGUCCAGUGUCCCACAAAGGUAUAUCCAUCUCUUCGACUAUCUCUGACAGCCUCACGGACACACAAUCACCAAUAUCAGUAUCCGCCGGCAGACCUAUUGCUUCGAUCGAACGAGACACGCCACCCUCUACGCCCGGCGAUGCUGAAAUCAGCCCGAUAGGCCGUGACGACACUAGGCUUGUAAAACAAGCCAUGGGCAUUAUUGCCUCAGAGACAUCUAUCUGCCCGGAGGAGCUCACGGAUGAUGUCGAAUUUGCGAACAUUGGAGUGGAUUCACUGCUGUCCCUAGUCCUGGUUGAAAAGUUUGCGUUGGGGUUGCAUCUGAAUCUUCGGGCGUCCGUAUUUCAGGACUGCCCCAGUGUCGGUAGCUUCAAGGAGCAUCUAGUCGCUGCUUAA
Molecule: messenger RNA, 5178 nt
Organism: Aspergillus vadensis CBS 113365
Lineage: Eukaryota; Fungi; Ascomycota; Eurotiomycetes; Eurotiales; Aspergillaceae
Gene: encA
Product: non-reducing polyketide synthase encA
Exons: 4
Coding region: 1-5178 (1725 amino acids)
Biological process (GO): secondary metabolite biosynthetic process; fatty acid biosynthetic process
Molecular function (GO): fatty acid synthase activity; 3-oxoacyl-[acyl-carrier-protein] synthase activity
Source: RefSeq, a predicted model, not a curated record